GUAGGCCACACGUAUAAUCCCAGCACUUUGAGAGGCGAGGCGAGCAGAUCACUUGAGGCCAGGAGUUUGAGAUCAGCCUGGCCAAGCUAGUGAAACCCUGUGUCUACUGAAAAUACAAAAAUGAGCCAGGCUUGGUGGUAUACAUCUAUAAUCCCAGCUACUCGGAGGCUGAGACACCGAAUCACUUUAACCCAAGAAGUGAAGGUUGCAUGAGCCAAGAUUGCACCACUGCACUUCAGUCUGGGUGACAGAGUGAGACUCUGUCUCAAAAAAUAAACAAACACUAAUGGUAUUCCAGGCACGGUGGCUCAUGCCUGUAAUCCGAGCACUUUUGGAGGCGGAGGUGGGCCUCCUGAGCUUGAGCCCAGGAUUGAGGCCAGCUUAGGCAGCAUGGAGAAAUGCCAUCUCUACAAAAAAACACAGUUAGCUGCAUGUGGUAGCACGCACCUGUAAUCUCACUCAGGAGGCUGAGGCAGGUGAAUCACUGAGCCUGGGAGGUCAAGGCCACAGUGAGUCGUGAUUGUGCCACUACAUUCCAGCCUGGGCAACACAGCAAGACCCUGUCUCAAAAAAAAUAAUAAUAAUAAUUUCCUAUACUGAUAUAAAACUAAAAAAAAAAAAAAAUACUACAGGUGGAUAUUAUAACUUGGGUGCCUUAGUAUGACAAACAUGUAUUGCUUGCAGUUCUGGAGGCUUGGAAGUCCAGGAUCAAGGUGUCAGCAGAUUUGGUGUCUGGCAAGGGCUUAUUCUCUGGUUAACAGAUGGCAGCCUCUCAUUGUGUACUCACACGGAGGACAGGGAAAACCAGCUCCCUCCACCCUCUUUAGUAAGGACACUAGUCUUCCCCUCCGGAAGGCCCACCUCUUAAUACCAUCACCUCAGGGAUUAGGUUUCAGCGUACACAUUUUUGAGGCAAUACAAAUAUUUAACCCUGGCAUGUACAGCUCCCAGAUUCCAGCCAAGGUCACCAAUGACUGAAAUAUAUAAGUUCCUAUACACCCUUUUUGUUCCACUAAAUGUCAUCUAUCAUUAAUACUUAAAACAAGUCACUUGUACAGGCCAGGCACGGUGGCUCAUGCCUGUAAUCCCAGCACUUUGGGAGGCCAAGGCAGGUGGAUCACCUGAGGUCAGGAUUUCAAGACCGGCCUGGCCAACAUCGCAAAAUGCCGUCUCUACUAAAAAUACAAAAAUUAGCUGAGCGUCGUGGUAGCUGCCUGUAAUCCCAGCUACUUGGGAGGCUAAGGCAGAAUUGCUUGAACACGGGAGUCAGAGGCUGCCGUGAGCUGAGAUCGUGCCACUGCACUCUCAGCCUGGGUGACAGAGCAAGACUCUAUCUCAAAAAAACAAACAACAACAACAACAACAAAAAACAAGCUCCCUACCCUCCUAUCUGUGUCCUGCAGAGGUGACUCACCCCACUUUUGUAAGAAGCAAGGCUGGGCUUGUCCAUAGGCCCCUGAGCCUGGGCCGCCUGUGCAGUGGCUGGGAAAGCCAAGCCACUUCCUCAGUGGCCUGUCUCCUGAAGUUUGCUCUUCUUCUCAGUGAUUCUGCAGACACUGUAAGGCCCCUACUCACGGGAUUGGAGCAAGAUGUUUAUCUGUGGGGUGUGUCCUGGACAUGGGAUUGAGGGCCCAAAAGUCCAGGCAUAUUUAGGACAAAAGACUUCUGUCCCCUGACUCCCAGGGCCUCUCCAUCCAGGCAGAUGUCCUCUUGCCUUUCAGAAUCCCCGUGCCAACCUUUCAACCCCCUGAGCAUCCCCGAACUCACCAUGUGUGUCCACGUAAUUACUUUUCCUACUUACCUCAUUGCUGUCCGUAAACUUCUCUCCUUCCCAGCUCCACAAAAACCUUCUCAUAUUUUAUCUCAGUGUGCAAAGGUGGCCAAUUGUGUUCAGUUGAAGUAUUUUCUCGUUGUCAUUAAGACCAUGUAUUCCUGUCUAGACCCUAGUAAUCCCCUUAUGCCCUACCUCUGACCAACUUGCCUCUCAGGGUACCGGUUUUCCAGAGAAGUCUCCCUUCUUUCCAACCAGGGCCUUUAAGCCCAACUACAGAGCCUUAUGAAGUUAGAGGUUAGAGACCAUGACACCUACAUUGCCCAUAUUGGCCACCAGGUGGCAGACAAGGAUAAUAUUAAACGUGGGCUGACUUAGGGAGGAGCAGUUUCCUUUCAGUGAACACUGACUGGUGCAUAACGUUGCCACUGCAUCCUGAAAGCAUUUAUUGAGCAAGGCUGCAUGCAUGUCUCUUCAAUUCUGCAGAUGUAGAAUAUGCUUUCCAAGUAUAUGUUCCCAGGAUUACUUAAUAGGUAUUUUUAACAGCUUUAUGGUGAAAUGACUUACAAUUAAAUUUACCUGCCCCUGACCUUUUUUUUUCUUUUUUUCUUUUUUUUUGAGACAAGCCCUCAUGUCACCUAGGCCUGAACGCAGUGGCACAAUCACAGCUCACUGAAGUCUCCACCUCCUGAGCUCAAGCCAUCCCCCACCUCAGCCUCCCAAGUAGCCAGGACUACUGGCAUGCGCCACCAUGACUGGAUAACUUUUUUUUUUUUUUUGUAGAAACGAAGUCUCACCAGGUUGCCCAGCUGGUCUCCAACUCCUAGGAUCAAGUGUCUCCCAAAUUGGUGGGAUUAGAGGCAGGUGUGAACAACUGUGCUUGGCCCAAACUCACCCAUUGGCCCAAAGUUGCUCAGCCUGAAGUAGAUACCACUCUGGGCCGUGUGCAAGGCCGGCAGGUAGGCGUGAAGGGCACAGACCGCCUUGUGAAUGUCUUCCUGGGCAUUCCAUUUGCCCUUCCGCCACUGGGCCCUGACCGGUUCUCAGCCCCACGCCCAGCACAGCCCUGGGAGGGUGUGCGGGAUGUCAGCACUGCGCCCCCAAUGUGCCUGCAAGACGUGGAUAGAAUGAACAACAACAGAUUUAUGCUCAACGGAAAACAUCAGAUCUUCUCUGUUUCGGAGGACUGCCUGGUCCUCAACAUCUACAGCCCAGCUGAGGCCACCACAGGGGCCGGGAGGCCGGUCAUGGUAUGGUUCCAUGGAGGCUCUCUGGUGGUUGGCGCUGCAACCUCCUAUGAUGGAUCGGCCCUGGCUGCCUAUGGGGAUGUGGUCGUGGUUACCGUCCAGUACCGCCUCGGAGUCCUUGGCUUCUUCAGCACUGGGGAUGAGCAUGCACCUGGCAACCAGGGCUUCCUAGAUGUGGUGGCUGCUCUGCGCUGGGUGCAGGGAAACAUCACCCCCUUCGGGGGUGACCUCAACUGUGUCACCGUCUUUGGUGGAUCCGCUGGUGGAAGCAUUGCCUCUGGCCUGGUAAGUCAUGAAAGGGACCUAGCAAUGUGGCCAGGAGGGCUCCUGUGCCCUCAGACCUCCCAGCUCCUCUGCCCUCCUCUGACAGCCACCUGCUCUCUCCACUGCACUCAGGUCCUGUCCCCAGUGGCUUCAGGGCUGUUCCACAGAGCCAUCACACAGAGCGGGGUCAUCACCAUCCCAGGGAUAAUGAAGUCUCACCCCUGGCCCCUAGCUCAGAACAUUGCAAACUCCAUGGCCUGCAGCUCCAGCUCCCCGGCUGAGAUGGUGCAGUGCCUUCGGCAGAAGGAAGGAGAAGAGCUAGUCCUUAGCAAGAAGCUGAAAACUACUAUAUAUCCUUUCACCAUCGAUGGCACUGUCUUCCCCAAAAGCCCCAAGGAGCUCCUGAAGGAGAAGCACUUCCACUCGGUGCCCUUCCUCAUGGGUGUCAAUAACCAUGAAUUCAGCUGGCUCAUCCCCAGGGGCUGGGGUCUCCUGGAUACAAUGGAACAGAUGAGCCGGGAGGACAUGCUGGCCAUCUUGACACCCUACUUGACCAGUAUGGAUGUGCCCCCUGAGAUGAUGCCCACCAUCAUAGAUGAAUACCUAGGCAGUGACUUGGAUCCACAAGCCAAACGCCAGGCCUUCCAGGAAUUGAUGGGUGACAUGCUCUUAAAUGUGCCUACUUUCACUUUUUCAAGACAUCUUCAAGAUGCUGGAAGCCCUGUCUUUUUCUAUGAGUUCCAGCAUCGACCUAGUUCUUUUGCAAAGAUCAAGCCCGCCUGGGUGAAGGCUGAUCAUGGGGCCGAGACUGCUUUUGUGUUUGGAGGUCCCUUCCUCACGGAUGAAAGCUCCCUCCUGGCCUUUCCAGAGGCCACAGAAGAGGAGAAGCAGCUAAGCCUCACCAUGAUGGCCCAGUGGACCCACUUCGCCCGGACAGGGUUGCCAUCACUCCUGCCCACGGCAGGAGCUCUCUGGAGCAUGAGGUGGAUUCUGUGUUCAAGCCUCAUCCUCUGCCUGAUGACAUGGACGGCCCUAGGUGCCUUGCACACCAAGAAGCCUCAAGUGGUUACUAAAUAUGGAACCUUGCAAGGAAAACAUAUGUAUGUGGAGAAGACACCCAUCCAAGUCUUCUUAGGAGUGCCCUUCUCCAGACCUCCUCUAGGUGACGGCAGGUUUGCCCCUCCAGAACCCCUGGAGCCCUGGCAAGGAACCAGAGAUGCUACCACCUACCCGCCUGCGUGCCUGCAGGAGUCCUGGGGCCAGAUGGCCUCCAUAUACAUCAACACACGGAAACGGUACAAAUUGCUGCGCUUCAGCGAGGACUGUCUGUACCUGAACGUGUACGCGCCAAUGCGCGAGCCCGGGGACCCCCCGCUGCCGGUCAUGGUCUGGUUCCCGGGAGGCGCCUUCGUCGUGGGCGCCGCGUCUUCGUACGAGGGCUCUUACUUGGCCGCCCGCGAGAAAGUGGUGCUGGUGUUUCUGCAGUACAGGCUCGGUGUCUUCGGUUUCCUGAGCACGGACGACAGCCAUGCGCGCGGGAACUGGGGGCUGCUGGACCAGAUGGCGGCUCUGCGGUGGGUGCAGGAGAACAUCGCGGCCUUCGGGGGAGACCCAGGAAAUGUGACGCUGUUCGGCCAGUCGGCGGGAGCCAUGUGCAUCUCAGGACUGAUGAUGUCACCCCUAGCCUCAGGUCUCUUCCAUCGGGCCAUUACCCAGAGUGGUACUGCGUUAUUCAAACUUUUCAUCACUCCUAACCCACUGAAAGUGGCCAAGAAGGUUGCCCACCUGGCUGGAUGCAACUGCAACAGCACACAAAUCCUGGUCAACUGCCUAAGGGCACUAUCAGCGGCCAAGGUCAUGCGUGUGUCCGAGAAGAUGAGAUUCUUCCAGUUGAAUUUCCAGAGAGACCCUGAAGAGACUAUCUGGCUCAUGAGCCCUGUGGUGGAUGGUGUGGUGUUGCCAGAUGACCCUUUGGUGCUCCUGACCCAGGGGCAGAUUUCAUCUGUGCCCUACCUUCUGGGUAUCAACAACCUGGAGUUCAGUUGGCUCGUGCCUUAUAUCAUGAAGUUCCCGCUAAACCGGCAGGUGAUGAGAAAGGAAACCAUCGCCAGGAUGCUGUGGAGUACCCGCACCCUGUUGAAUAUCACCAAGGAGCAGAUACCACUUGUGGUGGAGGAGUACAUGGACAACACCAAUGAGCAUGAUUGGAAGAUGCUACGAAACCGUAUGAUGGACAUAGUUGAAGAUGCCGCUUUCAUGUAUGCCACGCUGAAGACUGCCCACUACCACCGAGAUGCCGGCCUCCCUGUCUACCUGUAUGAAUUUGAGCGCUACGCUUGUGGAAUGAUCGUCAAACCCCGCACUGAUGGGGCGGACCAUGGGGAUGAGAUGUACUUCCUCUUCGGGGGCCCCUUCGCCACAGGUCUUUCCACGGGUAAGGAGAAGGCGCUUAGCCUCCGGAUGAUGAAAUACUGGGCCAACUUUGCCCGCACAGGAAACCCCAAUGAUGGGAAUCUGCCCUGCUGGCCACGCUACGACAAGGAUGAAAAGUACCUGCAGCUGGAUUUUACCACGAGCGUGGGAAAGAAGCUCAAGGAGAAGAAGAUGGCUUUUUGGAUGAGUCUGUACCAGUCUCAAAGAUCUGAGAAGCAGAGGCAAUUCUGAGGGUGGCUAUGCAGGAAGGAGCCAAAGAAGCAUUUGCCCCACCACCCAGGCCCUGGGGAGACUGGCCAUGGACAUACCUAGGACAAGAGUUCUGCCCAUCCCAAUUUAGAACGUUGCCUCCCUGCUGCCUCCAGGCCAGAGCAAGAGCUUUUGCCUGUUAUGUGGGGCCUGUACCACCCUCUCCAGCCUGACAUCCCAUGAUGCCCCUACCUCACUGUUGACAUCCGGUUAGGCCAGGCCCUGUCAACAACAUGCUGUGCCCAACUCUCCAGCCUCAGACAACCUCUUUUUUCCCUUCUUCAAAUCCUCCCACCAUUCAGUGUCUCCUUGUAGCUCCUUCUUAUGGGGGGUCAACCCAGACUGCCACUGCCCCUGUCCCUGCACCCAGCUUGGCAUUUACCGUCCAUCCUGCUCAACCUCAUGCCUGCCUGUUCACAUUGGCCUGGAGGCCUUGGGCAAGUUAUCUGUGACAUGGAGCAAACUUUUGAGAGUUUGAGAUCUUCUCUCCCACCCACACUUAUCUCCCCCAGGACUACUCCAAAGUCUAUACACAGGGAUGGUCUCAAUAAAGAAGUGUUGAUU
Messenger RNA from Callithrix jacchus (white-tufted-ear marmoset), 6528 nucleotides. The record is from RefSeq and is a predicted model, not a curated record. Lineage: Eukaryota; Metazoa; Chordata; Mammalia; Primates; Cebidae.